This is a messenger RNA of Larimichthys crocea (large yellow croaker), 8687 nucleotides long. It is a transcript of the gene rapgef2b, whose product is annotated as Rap guanine nucleotide exchange factor 2b. The transcript is spliced from 31 exons. Gene Ontology annotation, biological process: small GTPase-mediated signal transduction. The record is from RefSeq and is a predicted model, not a curated record. Bases 652 to 5613 code for a protein of 1653 amino acids. Gene Ontology annotation, molecular function: protein binding; guanyl-nucleotide exchange factor activity. NCBI's taxonomy places the organism in Eukaryota, Metazoa, Chordata, Actinopteri, Sciaenidae.
ACUUUACCCCGCUGUGUCAGUCACCAUGGUGGCAUACAACAGAGCGCAGCAGCGGCGGACCUAUCUUCACUUUUAGACCCAGUAAAAAUGUUAAUAUCGUGAAUUCCCCCGGUGAGUGUACUCGGGCCUGGCUCUCAUAAUGGACGCCGGGUUGUUGCUGAGCGGAUAGCAGGACGCCCUGAGCUCACUCUGUGUUUUGUUUUGUUUGCUGGAUCCUACAUGGAAUUUCUUUUCGUCGCUAGCAAAAUGCUGAAGAGACCAGGGACGGCUUUGAUGAACGUUGGCUUGAAUAAAGGGACAUUUUUUUUUUUUUACAGUGAGAAAAUAACUCAGUGAGACACUUUGAGCCUCCUUUUGUUCAGAAAACAAGUUUCCUCUCGGGCGGGACUGCUUGUUGGCUCCGGCUCCGGGCAACAUAAAGACAGACAACCCCACUAAAGGAGACCGCUCGGCUGUCUGGCUCCAGUCGUGGCCUGGCUCCGGGGCACUCCCAGCUUUAUCCGCUAGCAUCGGAGCACAGGCGACAAGAAUAAAGCAAGACAGUAGACUGGGGUGGGCUUGUUUCUGCUUAUAUCCGUGACGUUGGAUAUUUCUAAACACUUUUAUCAGGAUAAGAAAUCCAACCUCCUCCAGACGGCGUCUUCCAAAACAAUGGCGUCUUAUGUGGAUAACAGCUUUCGGCAGGCUGUGAUGAUGAAUCCGGCUGAAAGGACGCAACAGGACCUGGAGAUCGUCUACUCCUAUCUCCACGGGAUGGAGGCCUUGUCCAACCUGCGAGAGCACCAGCUGAGGAUAAUGUGUGAGACGGUGCGUUACGAGAGACACGAGGCCAAUGAAGUGCUCUACUAUCCUGAUGAUGUCGGAAGCUGCUGGUACAUCCUGUUGUCUGGCUCUGUCUUCAUCAAAGAGUCCAUGUUCCUUCCCAGAAGCAGUUUUGGGAAGCGAUCAGCAGGCAGCCUGCGACGUGGAUGUGAGUGCAUUGUCCUGGAACCCUCAGAGAUGAUCGUGGUGGACUAUAUGGAUGAAAAUGAGGAGUACUUUCAGCGACAAGCCUCGCACAGACAGUCCCGUCGGCGCUUUCGGAAGAUCAACCAGAAAGGGGAGAGGCAGACAAUCAUCGACACAGUGGAUCCGUACCCGACCGGAAAGCCGCCCAUAGCUCGGGGAUACCACACGGAAUGCAAUAAACCUCAGCUCCCCGCAGACUUCAGCAGACUUCACCUGGCCGACGGCUUGCACCCACAGGUGACCCACGUCUCCUCCAGCCACUCAGGAUGUAGUAUCACCAGCGACUCUGGAAGCAGCAGCCUGUCAGACAUUUACCAGGCCACAGAAAACGAACCAGGCGACAUGGACCUGAGUGGCUUGCCAGAGACCGCCGUCGAUUCGGAAGAGGACGACGAUGAGGAGGACAUCGAGCGAGCGUCGGACCCCCUCAUGAGCCGGGACAUCGUGCGGGACUGUCUGGAGAAGGACCCCAUGGACAGAACCGACGAUGACAUAGAGCAAUUACUGGAGUUCAUGCACCAACUGCCAGCGUUCGCCAACAUGACCAUGUCAGUGAGGAGGGAACUCUGCGCCGUCAUGGUUUUCGCUGUGGUCGAGCGUGCCGGCACCAUCGUUCUCAAUGAUGGAGAGGAGCUGGACUCGUGGUCAGUGAUCCUGAACGGUUCAGUGGAGGUGACGUACCCCGACAGCCGGACGGAGAUCCUGUGCAUGGGGAACAGUUUUGGGGUGUCACCAACCAUGGAGAAGGAAUACAUGAAGGGCGUCAUGAAGACCAAGGUGGACGACUGCCAGUUUGUGUGUAUAGCCCAGCAGGACUACUGCUGCAUCCUCAACCAGGUAGAGAAGAACAUGCAGAAGGUUGAGGAGGAAGGGGAGAUAGUUAUGGUGAAGGAGCACCGUGAACUGGACCGGACUGGCACCAGGAAAGGACACAUCGUUAUCAAGGGCACACCGGAGCGUCUCACCAUGCACCUGGUGGAGGAGCACUCAGUGGUGGACCCCACCUACAUCGAGGACUUCCUGUUGACCUACAGGACCUUCCUCUCCAGCCCCAUGGUCGUGGGCAAGAAGCUCCUGGAGUGGUUUCACGACCCCAGUCUCAGGGACAAGGUUACACGGGUAGUCUUGCUGUGGGUAAACAAUCACUUCAAUGACUUUGAGGGUGAUCCUGCUAUGACACACUUUCUGGAAGAGUUUGAGAACAAUCUGGAGAAAGAAAAAAUGUGUGGGCACCUCAGACUGUUAAAUAUAGCAUGCGCUGCUAAAGCCAAGCCGCGGCUGGUGACACUGACCAAGCCGUCCAGGGACUCUCCUCUGGCCUUUAGCCUUCUCGGAGGUCAGGAGAAAGGGUUCCGCAUCUUUAUAGAUGCUGUGGAGCCGGGGAGCAAAGCAGCAGAAGUCGGCCUUAAGCGUGGAGAUCAGAUCAUGGAGGUCAACGGGCAGAACUUUGAGAAUGUCCAGCUCAGCAAAGCCAACGAGAUUCUGAAGAACAAUACCCACUUGUCCAUAACUGUGAAAACAAACCUUUUAGUGUUUAAAGAGCUGCUAACGAGGCCAGAACACGACCAUGAUUUGGAUGUUGAGGAGGAACAUGACAGAAAGAAUGGCGCGCCUCACCUUCCAAAAAUCGGAGACAUCAAGAAGGCUAGCCGCUACUCCAUCCCUGACCUGGCAGUGGACGUGGAGCAGGUGAUGGGCCUGGAGAAGGUCAGCAAGAAAGCAAAGACCAACACAGUGGGAGGACGCAACAAGCUGAAGAAGAUCUUCGACAAGACACUCACCAGCAUCCUGCCUCCUAAACCAUACAAUGACAUUUGCGUGGGCCAAUCGCAGGACGACAGCAUUGUGGGGAUGAAGCAGUCCAAACAGAUCCCACCACCUCUGCCCGUCAGUGGAAACCUGUCGUCAUCAAACCCGGACCUUCUGCAGUCUCACCACCGCAUCCUCGACUUCAACAACCAGCCUGCCCCUGUCAUACUGAAUAUGUCGGACCAGGUAUUACGAGUCUUCAAGGCAGACCAGCAGUCUCGGUACAUCAUGAUUGGGAAGGACACAACAGCUAAGGAGGUGGUGGCCCAGGCUAUCAGGGAGUUUGCUCUGACUGCUGCAGCAGAGGCUUAUUCGCUGUGUGAAGUAUCCGUCACACCAGAAGGCGUCAUCAAACAGAGGCGGCUACCGGACCAGCUGUCGAAACUAGCCGACAGGAUUCAACUGAGUGGCAGAUACUACCUAAAGAGUAACAUGGAGACAGAGACAUUAUGUUCAGACGAGGACGCUCAGGACCUCCUGCGAGAAGGCCAGAUCUCUUUGUUGCAGCUCAGUACAGUGGAGGUUGCCACUCAGCUCUCCAUGCGAGCUUUUGAACUUUUCUGUGCCAUCGAGCCAACCGAAUACAUCGACGACCUGUUCAAGCUGCGCUCCAAGACGGGCUCGGCCAGCCUGAAGCGCUUCGAGGAGGCCAUCAACCACGAGACCUUCUGGGUGGCCACGGAGGUGACGCGGGAGCCCAACCAACUCAAACGUAUGAAAACCGUCAAGCACUUCAUCAAGAUCGCCCUGCACUGCCGCGAGUGCAAGAACUUCAACUCCAUGUUCGCCAUCAUCAGUGGUCUGAACCUGGCUCCAGUCUCCAGACUGAGGGGAACAUGGGAGAAGCUACCUAGCAAGUAUGAGAAGCUGUUUGGGGACCUGCAGGACCUUUUUGACCCUUCAAGAAAUAUGGCCAAGUACAGGAAUGUCCUCAACAAUCAAAACCUCCAGCCACCAAUCAUCCCCCUGUUCCCCGUCAUCAAGAAGGACCUCACCUUCCUACAUGAAGGCAAUGACUCUAAAGUGGACGGCCUGGUGAACUUUGAGAAGCUGAGGAUGAUUGCCAAAGAAAUUCGCCAUGUCGGUCGCAUGGCCUCUGUCAACAUGGACCCGGCCCUCAUGUUCCGUACCAGGAAGAAGAAAUGGAGAAGUUUAGGGUCCUUAAGCCAGGGUAGUGCCAAUGCGGCAGUGCUCGACGUCACCCAGACGGGCGGCCACAAGAAGCGGGUGCGACGCAGCUCCUUCCUGAACGCCAAAAAGCUUUACGAGGAUGCCCAGAUGGCCAGGAAAGUCAAACAGUACCUGUCCAACCUCAGCCUGGAAACCAACGAGGAGAGUCUGCAGACGCUCUCGCUGCAGUGUGAACCCUCCAUCAGCACAUUGCCUAAAAAUACUGGGAAACGACCAGACACCUCCCCAGUAGUGUCCAGAGCUGCCAGCCAACAGAGGGGCCAGUUGGCCAAAGGAAACCAGGCCCUCCAGGUCCCCGCCGUGGCCCUCUACCCAUCCAGAAAGAAAGUGCCAGUCAAGGAUCUGCCGCCUUUUGGCACCAGUUCCCCUCAGUCUCUGAAGAAGAUCCUGUCUCUGUCAGAGGAGGGGACCGAAAGGCACCGGAGGCAGCCAGAGGACACUGUGUCCAACGCCUCCUCCCAGCUCUCCUCCCCUCCCACCUCCCCCCAGAGCUCACCCAAAAAGAGUUACAACAGGAUGGGAGACGCUUACUCAGACUCCGGUCACAGUGAGAUCUCCUCUCGCUCCAGCCUCGUCAGUAACUCCUCUUUCGACAUGGCCCAUGACGAGAGGAGACUGCGGCACUCUGGAGGAGUCGGGGAUUCACACCUCGGGGGACCGCGGCUAGAACGAAGAGCCACCACCGACCCCGACCAGUACAGCCUCGGGUCGUAUUCAUCGAUGCAGGACUGUCGGGGCAUCUACACUGGCUGCCCUACAGUUCUCUCCUCACCCAGUUCAGAGGAGCUGACUCAGGAUCAGGGUGACCGCGUUUCCCUCGAUGCUGCAGACAGCGGCCGCGGCUCCUGGACUUCCUGCUCCUCCGGUUCCCACGACAACAUUCAGACCAUGCAGCAGGGGCGUAGCUGGGAGACUCUGGCCUUCGGUGGAGGCGGCGGUGGCAUAGGAGGGCUCCCUCCUGGCGGACCAGAGGCCUUAUUAGGGGGGCCUGCUGCGCUGUGGGCAGCUCAGGCCAGGGGGAGCUGGGCAUCUGCCAGCUCCUCCUCAUCCUCCGCUGCUUACUGGGGAGAGGACUCUGAGGGAGAUACUGGCACCAUUAAGAGGCGAGGAGGAAAGGACGUCAAUGCCGACCCAGAAACAAGUAGCAUCACAUCCACUGGGUCAGAGGAGGCCAAGCAGCUCAGCCGGCCCUCCCCAUCACCCAUCACCGCCGGGGGUAAAGGCCUACUCUCACGGAAAGAAAGCCGUUACCGCGAGCCUCCCCCGACUCCCCCCGGCUACACCGCCCUGACCAUCUCCGACCUCGCUGAAGGGCAGCACCCGGCCCCGUCUGUUCCCACGUCCACGGCGACCCACACAGGCCGCCGGCCGCCAGACUACACCACGGCCCUGCAGCGCUCGCGCAUGGUCACCCAGUCACCUGACUCCCACCAGGCCCACCAGGGGGCCAAACAGCGGUCGGGCGGCCUCCAUCGCACACGCUCACCGGCCGAGGAGCCAGAGGCUGAGGAGGAAGAGGAGGGUGAGUCCUUGUCUUCCAAACUAAUCGCUCUGAGGAAGCCAAAGCCAGUGGCACAGCAUACACCUGAGACUCCCAGACCAUGAGAGUGUGUGUACGGGGGUUAACAGGCAGGGCCCCUCUCCCCAAGGCAGAGGAUGAACAGGUGUCAGCGGUCUGAGGGACAACAGUGGACGUCCUUUUUGCAGUAACUUGAAGUCCCCCUGGUUUGGGGUGGGCAGGAUUAAAGAGACUGACAGAUAGACAGACCAAUGGGACUCGUACGUGCCUGCCUCCUCCACUUGGCUCUCCCUCCUCAAUCGGCGGAUUCCUCUGCUCCUCUCCCUCCCCUGCCUUAAAGCAUCAUAAGGGGUUUGAAUGACCCUGCAUGCAAAAAAAAAGAAAAAAAAAAGAAUAAAAAAUACUGUGAAGAAGUGAUGGAGAGAAGGUCAAAGACGAUGACAAAAUGCCUGGCACUUUGGAAAAAAAGACUUCAGAAACCUAACUGGUGCCGGGAGGGGUCGACAAAAAAACCACAUAGAUGUUGCUGUUAGAAACGGGAGCGGUUCCUAAAGGCCGGCCCAAACCCACAAACUCGCCUGUUGACACAACAGCAUCAUGGCGUGUUGAGCUUCAUCUGCACUUUCUCAUUUUCUACUUUCUGAAAAAAAGAAAACUGAACACAAAAAAACAAGACUGUGGUUUGAAGACGGAGAGAAACAACGGUUGACUUGACUCUUAAUUUUCACCUUCCCACUAGAUUUUUUUGAAUUUCUUUUCUUUUUUUUUUUUUUUUUUUUUUUUAAUUUUUUUUUUUUUUUUUUUUUUUUUGUUAUUUUCCUUGACUGAUUGCACUCUGGGGACCGAAAAAAAAAAACGAGAGAUACCAAGUCAGCCCAUUUCUCUGUCUGGACUGAAACAACCCAUCUGUUGUUGUUUGAGUGUUUGAACUCUAAAUCCAGUAUUAUCUCAUGUUUCACAUGUGAAAGCUUAUCAAGUGUUGGUUCAAAUCAAAGCUAGGAGGAGAGCCCAGUAAGGAGAACCGACAUGCACAGUGUACUGACAUACCUACACUCACACAACACACACACAACACACACACAACACACACUGAGUACUUUUUAUGUGCCAGUGCAAACACAAAAACUCAUUUCUAAAAAUAGCACUUUCAGCACAAAUCCUAAAUGUUACCAGACAUUUGGCCUGGAUACCAGGGUAUGAGUGAACCAUAUCUUACUGUCAUCCCACCUCGGAGCUCGUCUGGUUAUAUCGAAGUCUUUUCAUCAUCCCGUAGCUUGUUGUUACAUAAAGAGUAUAGUGUUUUGUAACUGGCCUGUAGGUGAUAUCAAAAAGCACAGAGCUGAUUGGGCGCCCACUGAAAAACUGAGCGAACAUGUCGGACUCCAUCAUGUUGGUCUCUACAGCGCGUCCGAGGUACACAAGGUAACUAAAAAUCACAAAGUGCAGCUGCAGUAGAGAAGACUCAAUCCUGGAAGUUUUUUUCUUUUUUUUUUUGGCCCAAAUUAAAAAGAAAAACGCUGACGUCAGCUGAUGGACGCUGGCAGGAAGUGUUAGAAUCAGACGGGAGUUUAUGAAUCAAAGUGCAAACUGUGAGCCAGCACUCACUGACCAGGGUGGUAAACAUCAGCAUAUUUCAAGAAUCUGCCAACGUGUAAUUUGUGAGUGUACCCUUAAACUGUCUACCUUUAUAGAUGAUCUUGUACAGAGUCUUAUAAACAAUCCAUAUCUCCCUUCAAAAUAAAAGUAUCCACAAAUUUAAAUUUGGCUUUUUUCCAACCUAAACACAUGCCACAUUUUGUGAAUGUCCAAAGCGCCUUACGAUGCCAUGAUUGCAUACAUUUUCUUCGCAUGGUUGUUCUCAUCACCAAUCACCUUGUUUCAAGCGCAGUCUUGAAUCAAGCAAUAGUGGAGUGAAAUGCCUUAUUCAAGAUACUUCCCCUGACUUUUUUUUUAAUAUAAAUAUAUAUGUAUUAAGACUCAGUACAAGACGAAGCCGAGCGUUUUCUUUCAGUUUUGUUCUCACGCGGCUUGGGACCCUAUCAUCAGACCUGCUGUGGUCAUCACAUGUUACCGCAGUAGAUGAUGGAGCGACCCUGCACCUCUCCCUCUGCUGUUGUGCUAAGUCAUCCUCAGAAACUCUUCACCUGUUACAGACGUCAGAUCAGUGGAUGCUGUAUGUAUAUCGCUAACGCCUGCAUCCAGUUUUCUACCAUAUCGUACCAACAAUGGAAGUGACUGAAGAUGUCUUUUCUUUCUUUCUUUCUUUGACUCCGGUGGGGAAGUUGACAUAUGAAGAAACAUUUUUCAAGGCUGCCAAUCAGAACGAUUAGAAAUCCAAUUGUGAAAAGUAACUCUUUGUUUUCUCCUAUCACUGAGUCGCACUGAUCACAUUGAUCAGUCUUGGAAACUACGGACUGAGAACAAGAUGAAUGAGUGCAGUGUUUCCCACUGUGUUCUGUGACUACACACUAAUGAUCUCCUGGGUUUCUUUUGUUAUUGUACUUUUUUUGUAAUGGCUGCAGAUAGAUUGUUAAUAAUUUGUUUGUAAUACAGUGGUGACAUGCAUCAUUCACUUUCAUUCAACUCUGAAGAUAAUGUGCAUAUUAGCGGCCGAGUCCUAUUUCGAAAAACAAAAAGUUGCACAAAAAUGUACAAGCGUAAAGAUAAGUGUAGUAGGUAGAACUGCUACUCCGUUUGAUGUGUGAUGUCAGUGAGAAAUGUACAUUUAGCUGGUGAUGACCUUCUUUUCUUCAUUUUUUCUUGUACUACUUUGACCUGUAUGUCUUUUAAAAAGACAAUGGUGGAGUAUGUAUCAGUUGUUUUUGUAUUUUUAAUACAAUAAUUGUAAAUAUUGGUUAUAUUUUUGUUCAAAUGUACUAUGUUUAUGCCUCAACAUCCAGUUUAUAUGAAGCUGGGAAUCAAUAAAUACUGCAUAAAGAAUCAACACCUAGGUUUAAAUGCACUUCUUCAUCUCUUCUGCAUUUUGAUGUUUCUUCUUUUCCAGUUUGUUUCUUUUUUUGUUUCUUUCAGAGGAUUUCCCCCCCCUCCCCAGAUACCGUCUAGUGUUUGCACAAGUCAUGGAAGCAACUUGAAAAGUGUAACUCUCAUACUUUUCUAUCUGACCGCAGUGUGUCAGAAUUAAUAAAAAAGAGAUAUUAAA